AAACUCUUAAAUUAUAGAUUGACAUAUGCAAGAGGUGUAAGAAAGGGGAAGAGAAUACAAUCGUAGCAGAAAAAUGGAGAAGACUGCAAUGAAAUUGACUUUAUUUGUUGCUCUCCUGUUUUUCGUAGUUGGUAUGUAUCCGUUGGUUUUACUCACUCAGUUUUAGAGUUAUAUACAUAAUUUCUAGGGUUAAUACCACUGGAAAUACCAUCCUUUAGAGAAAGUGCCAUUUAUAUUACAUCGUUUUCGAAAUGCCAUUUGUAUAAUAAAAAGACUUCUCCGUUAGUUGGGCCGUUAAACAUAACUGUGCGAUUUUUCAACGCACAGUCAGCGCUUAAUAGGAUCCUACGUGUCGCUGACGUGGUUUAUUACUGGAAAAAAAAAGUAAAAAGUAAAAACUAAAAACGAACCGGAUCGGGCUCCCCUUUACUCUUUUCGUUCUCAACAUUUCCCCUCUCCCUCGACUGCGAAACACAGACGAAGAACCCUAGCUUCGCCUUCCCAAAAAAUUUCCCUAAAUCGGAGAGCUGGGCGGAAUCAAUCGGCGUGCGAGUAGAGGCGAAGACUUCAGAUCGUUGCUGGGAGUGAGAUCGGAGGAGCGGAGCGGUCGAAUCGCCGUCCAGAGCGAUGCCAAUCACCGCCGCCGUCGUCGUUUGGAAAGAAAGUGCAGGAAAGAACCGCCGCCGCCGCCGUCCGUCGAGCUUGGGGGAUAGAGGCCCGAUGUUGUAAAAGGAUAGGGUGAGUUGGGGUUAAAAAUAGGGGUUGGGGUUAAUAGAAUAAUAAAUAAUUAAUAAAUAAUAUUUUUUUAAAAAUUUAAGUAUUUUUUUUCAACGUGGCAUCUUCGUGUCGCAUACGUGGACACAAAGAGGGCCACCGUCAGGUCAACCGUCAGUUUUAACGGUCAACAUAAAUUCGGGUAACACAAAUGGCACAAACUCCUAAAAGAUUGGAAUAUUUUUGUGUUUAUUGAAAGCAUGUAGUAUAAAUGGCACUCUCUCUAAAGGAUGGUAUUUCCAGUGGUAUUAACCCUAAUUUCUAAUAUAUAUAUAUAUAUAUAUCAAUUAUAAGCUAAUAAGUUUUGCUUCAUUGAAGGUUUGGAGGUAAGAAUUGCGGAUGGACACAGUUGCGUUGUUGUACCGGAUUGCACCCAAUGGUGUUUCGACCAGGGGUGACAAAUUUGUACUUGCCUAAAACAUAGGUGUAUUUGUCCUGAAAAUAGUAAUGGUAAUAAUGUCACUUCUAAUGUGACACACCAAAUCACCGGUUCUGUGUCUCUGACAAAUCAUUAGAACUUUAUGGAAAUAACGUUGUAUUGUAAUGCUGGACUCUUCAAUGCAAUGAAUAAUUGAGUGAGCUAAAAGACAUACCAAUGUUAUGAUAGUUUUUUUUUUAUUUUAAUUUUAUACAUCAUUCGCGUCCCACAACAAAUCCGUCUCUCGCAAGUAUUAUUCAUUGCCUAGUUAGGAAGUAGGAACAACAAGUGCAACCAAAACAAUCCCUUCCAUCCAAUUUUUUGCAGGGUUGAAAAGAAAGUUGAGGCAAGUCGUUAUUGGAUUUUCAAUCCGACAAUUGGGCUUUCUUCUUCUAAUUUAAUCUUCGCCAAUAUUUGGUCAAUACGAAGUUGACGACCCAAUGAGACCCAACUCCUUUUGAAAAGGAAUGUCAUUUCUUGUGAGAAUCAUAAAUCAUUUUGGAAUUCAUUUGUGUAGUUUUUGUUUGGAGAAAAUCCUGAACUUUUAGAAAUGAUUUCUAAUUUUCACAUUUGGAAGAAGAUGGAAAUGAAUUCUUAAGUAUACUUUGACGAUAAUAUCCACUCAAUGAAUUAAAGGGUGAUGUAAAACCUAACCUAAGCAUUUUUAACAAGCUUACAAACAUGUAAAAAGUACAUAUAAAUAAGCAUAUGAAACAUGCCAAUAUAUGAAGGACGAGACAAAAAAAAAAGCCUUCACAAUAACAGAAUGAAGAGAAAACUAAACGCGAGCCAUGUGAAGAAGUUUAUUAUCAUAGUGGUACGGUGUGGGAAUUGAGCAUGAGAGAACGUUUGCACUCGCGGCAAUGCAUUAACAACAACCACGACGAUAGUCACUAAUACGUGUAUCGUAAAUUCGUAAUGGUUGAUUAUCUUGUCUCGCACUUAUCCAGCAGCUGAGAGCAUCUGAAACUUGGAAGAGAAAAGAAAGUUUUUAAUUAAGGCUAAUAACACCAGUAAAUUCGAACUAUUAAAAUUAUGUCAUUUGUGUCCUAAACUAUUUAAUAUGACAUAUGUGUCUCAAACUAUGAUAGUUGUGUGUCAUUUAUGUCCUGACGAUUUUUGUUGACCGUUAUAUAUAACGGUUGACCUGACGGUGGUCAACUUGAUUUUGACUUUUGCUGACGUGGCAAACACGCAACAACCACAUAAAUGUCAUGUCAUUGACACAUCAUAUUUUUAAUUCAAAUGAAAUAAAUACUACAAUUGAAAAAAAAACUAAAAACUAAUAAACUCACCCGUAUCUAAUCAUCCAAAAUUUUAGAACAAAAAAAAAACCAAAUUGGCGAGCUUCCCUCUCCCAUCUGUCUUCCCCGAAGAGACGGAGUCGCCGUCUGCUCCAAGUCGUCGCCGCCGACUAAGUCCCUGCCAAGCGGUGCGGCGUCUGCGAGACCAGGAAAUUGGCGAGCUUCCCUCUCCCCUCUAUCUUCCCCGAAGAGACGGAGUCGCCGCCGCCGACUAAGUCCCUGCAAAGCGGUGCGGCGUCUGCGUGAAAAAUGCCAGACUGUUCAGCUACGCCUUCGGCGACGCGCGGGGACUUUGUGGUGCGACGAACACCGGUCUGUGAUGGUUACAAUCCAUACAAGGAAGCAACAACUUUAUUUCCCCGACAAGAGUUCUUUCCCCUCCUCCACCAAAUAAUUGCAAGGAAUCGAAGGCUCCUCCGCCCAUCUGGUUUGAUUACGCUGACUCGUCCGCCUUCUUCGACAGUAGACGAGUUGAUGGCCGGCCACGAGAUGAAGCUCGGAGAUGUUGUAGCGUUCUAGGAUAAGUGGUUGAGAAAGAACCUGAUUGGAUCUGUUCGGCGGAGGGAAGGAGAACAGGGGAGUUUACAGAUAUUUUUUUAUUUUUUGUAAUUUUUCAUAGUUUAUUCUUUUAUAUGGAAAAUAAUUAUAAAUUCCACGUCAGAUGUCACAUCAGCAUUAACUAGACUUUCAGUUAAAAACUAACGGUCAACGCUGGUCAACUCUAACGGAAAAAUAGUUUAUGACACAUAUGUUAUAUUGGAUAAUCUAGAACACAAAUAACACAUUUUUAAUAGUUCCCGUUUCCUAAUGGUAUUAGCCUUUUUACUACAUAUUCGUUGGUGGGAAAGAAAGGGAGGAUUAUAUUGGUUGAGGGGGACAGAUUUUGGUGGGAGUGGCGAGUGGGGGGUGGAUUUAUAACUGAUCUAGAUUAGCAAUGUUUUCCAAAAUUUAUGUAGCCGUUUAAUGUUGUAUAUAUAAUGGCAACAUCUCAUAGAUUUCUUGAAUGGUCACUUAUCAUAACAAUCAUUAUAUUUUCCCUUUUGUCCUAACCACCAAAUUUGGUCCUAAAUUUUCUCUCUUUUUUUUCACCACUUCAUUUCCCUUUCAUGCUAAGCAACAAAACAAACCUCCAUAUGCCUCAUUUGAAAAUCCCCAUUUCUUUUCCGCGGUUGAAAAUUCCCAUAUCAUAUUAUUUUAUGGAACUAUAUAUUGUUGGAUAUUGCAUAUAUAAUUAUAUAUUGGAUUAGGAUAUAUGGGGUCUUUUGAUGAAGUAUUUGACUCACAACAUUUUAGUGAAAAGAGUUAUUUGGGCAGUGAGUUAUUUAAAAAAAAAUUCAAAACGAGCUAUUUAAAAUAACUCUCACCUUAUUUCGAAAUAACUCGUUUUAUCUCUCUAUUUUUGUCAAAUAUCACAUGUGUAUGGUUCUACUAAACGAGAUACUUAAAUCCAAUUAACACUAAAGUAACACAGAUAUACCACAUGAAUUGAGUUAUUUGACUAUACAAAUACCACAUUGAAAAUUAAUCGGUGCAAACCACCUGUUAGGAAUGGGAAGUGUGUACAAGUACAACUGAACUACAAGCAUACAAAAGGGGAUAUUUUCUAGGAUUCAGGGUCCAUAUAAAAGAAAGAAUAUCAAUAUCAAUUUUUUUUUAUAAUGUUGAUGUCAUUUUAUUCAUUAAUGGAAAAUACCAAAGGAAAGGAUAUUUGUUAUUAUCAUUAGAUAUUUAUUACCAUAAUAAAAAAGAAAAAGAAUAUAUUUUAUUUAAAGAAUAACCAUAUAAAAAGGAAAGAAUAAUGGUAAUUUUGAUCUCCUCUGAUCUUUAUCAUUAUAAAUUAUUACACCGGCGACAUUAAGAAUAGUUCAUCAAACACUAAAAUUAUAGAUUGACAUAAAACUUGCAAGAGGUGUAAGAAAUGGAGAAGUCUGCAAUGAAAAUGACUUUCUUUGUUGCUCUCUUGUUUUUUGUAACUGGUAUGUCUCUGUUGGUUUCACACUCAUAUUUUUAGAGUUAUAUACAGAAUUUCUAAUAUAUAUUUAUCAAUUAUAAGCUAAUAAGUGUGGUUUGAUUGAAGGUUCGGAGGUAACAACUGCGGAGGUACACAGAUGCGUUGUUGUACCAAAUUGCAUCAAUUGGUGUUUCGAUCAGGGGUGUCAAGUUUGUACUUGCUUAAAACAUCAAUGUAUUUGUCGUGAAAAUAUUAAGGAUAAUAAUAUCACUUCUAAUGUAACACACCAAAUUACUGGUUCUCUGUCACCGACGAACCAGUAGAACUUUAUGGAAAUAACGUAGUAAUGUGAUGAUGGACUCUUUUUUUUUAUCCAAGAUAAGCCCCCAGGGCAUGGCCAGUCAACAAAAUUACAAGAAAGACACUAAAAAAGAACGGUAGUCCGUAUGCAACCGGACUCCCGAUAAAAGAGCCUGUUUUGCCAAGAGGUGGGCAGCUCUGUUGAAGCUCCGAGGAGCAAAAAGACACGAGACAGAUAGGCAGGAGGCAAGGAGAGAGUGAACUUCCUCUAAAUUUGCUUCCGCUCUUGAAUGUGAAGCCUUCUUUGAUGUCACAUCCUUGAUGACCAAUUGAGAGUCCCCCACAAAAGACAACAGUCAAGAAAUUGUGGGUAAGACACCAUUUCAUAGCAUCACGAAUAGCAAGUAAUUAUGAUAUUUAGGCAUCUGAGAUGCCCUGAUAGAAUUUACCAACUGCAAAUGUGAUAUUUCCAUCACCUGAAAAGCCGACGAAGCCGGUUGCACAUCCUUGAGGGAUUUUUGUUGCCCCGUCAAAUCGAACCAGGAUACCUUCACUAGGGAAAGAAACAUAUGUUCUCCUUGAAUGAGGACCUUGGCCUCUGGAAGAGUGGGGCAUUGACCUACGGACUUCUUCGGAUCUCUGAAUAAUGGAGUGAGCAAUAAUGGAGUGAUAAUUUGUUGUUUUAAUUUUAUGCCCAAAACAAAUUGUUCUCUCCCAAGUAUUAUCCAUUGCCUAGUUAGGAAAUAGGAACAACAAGCUCAACCAAAACUGGAUGUCUUCUUCUUCUAAAUUCUUUCUUUUGACUCCGUUUAGACGAACCAAUAUAUUACAAAAAUAAAAUGAGAAAUCAAUAAUAAAUUAUUAAAAAAACAAUAACUUAAAAAACACCAAUUCCGGUUCAGAAAACUAAUACCACUACAAAAAUAAAUCAAGAAAUCAAUAUCAAAUAAAAAAUACCACUUUAACCUUCACAAAACACUACCACACCAUACCACUACCUUAAAAUAUGCAGAAAUACUACCAUACACGUAACCAAGGAAGUCAAAAUCGGGAUUUUGGUCGUAAAAUCGUAGGAUUUUACUUCGGUAUUUGGAUCUUGAUUUUACUAUAUAAUCGAUGGACCUUAAAAUUGUUUAAAAUCAAGAAUAAAAUCGUUAAAAGUAU
Molecule: messenger RNA, 5911 nt
Organism: Linum trigynum
Lineage: Eukaryota; Viridiplantae; Streptophyta; Magnoliopsida; Malpighiales; Linaceae
Source: the annotation of a GenBank genome assembly